Colletotrichum scovillei is the source of this 1080-nucleotide messenger RNA. RefSeq lists its product as uncharacterized. The transcript has a single exon. Lineage: Eukaryota; Fungi; Ascomycota; Sordariomycetes; Glomerellales; Glomerellaceae. The record is from RefSeq and is a predicted model, not a curated record. The coding region runs from base 285 to 791 and encodes 168 amino acids.
CAGGGCUUUCCUCCGCUAAGAACGGGUUAAACGACGGGUCCGUCAUCCCGCCAAUCUAGCUCUGACAGGGACGCUCGGUCCAUACGCUGGCGUUAUUGUUAUUCUUUUCACCUUUCAAAGACACUACUGUGUAAGCCUUGCCGUUUCGGCCAGCACUUACUUCCAACGACGGCGUCGAUUCAGUCAACUAUUCCUCAUAGCUACGGCCGUUGCAAUGGAGCAGUGUCUCGAACCCCCUCUUUCGCGCCUUUGAGGUUGAUCUCGCUCCAUCGCCGUCGACCACGAUGAGAAAACACGGCAACGAACGUACGGUACCAGCCUGGCGGUACCUUGAGUGCCUGAUACGAACCGCCAUUGGACAUCGUCCGUCACAUCUGCUUAGGCUGCAGCAAACAAUAGUCCGCUUACACCAAGACGAGCGGAAAGGCUCCGACCUCUCGUACCUCGGUCCUGUCGUGGCUCAUUUCCGCAUCUCAUCUUUGCACUGUCCGGUGACAGUCGCUCGGGUCCGGACCAGGGCCCUGCCAACGCAUGCAUUUCCUUACAAUGGCAAAAUGCCCGCUUCCAACAACCCAGCCGCCACCAAUCACCAACUCUGCAUCCUACCCUCCACCGCAAAGAGGACCACAACAGGUCAGCGAGGCGCCGCUGGUUAUCUGCGUGCCUUGCGUCGCCAUCUACGCAUCAUGGAAUUCGCCAAUGCCGGUGGUGGGUGCCACAGGCGAGGCCGGCAUGCUCUACCGCAAUCUCCAACUACCGCCGUCACUCGCCGUCCCACGGAGCGGCGUUGAUCACGGAAUCCGGCCGGCGUUCUCAAAAGCAUACGCUCCUCUGUGUGGCUGCUGUCAUUUCUCCUCGCGCCCAGGGUGACGGCCUGCAAUGCCGUUUUGGCUCUGUCACGGCGCAUCUGUCACAUCACCUAAAGAACUGGGUUAUCAAUGAUCCUUAACCAUCCAAUGAGCGCGCGAUUUCUUUGCAAUUUGGCUCGCGGUUGUGCGAUUCCGCAGCGUCCGUCGUUGGCAGCCCCCGCAUUGCACCCUUGCGGACUCCUGACAUCUGAAACGCAUAAUGGUAGGGCAC